AUGCAAAAUCAGGCGCUAGAAGACAACUUCAAAAGGGCUCUCGGAAGAAUGCAAUCCCGCCGUGACGAGAAUAGGAGGCUGGCAGAGGCGAAACAUGCGGCGACGAUGCGCUUCCAACCGACUGAAGGCAACGCUUUGGAGUCACGCGAGAGCGACGUCUGGACGGUGAAAAGAGACGAUGAAGAGAGACGUGAUGAGAGGAGGAGGACACAAGAACGAGACGACACGCGGCAGCAGGAGACCGAGAAGAAGAAGAAGAAGAAGAAGAAGAAGGAGACGACGACGACGACAGCGAAGGAGGAGGACGAGGCAAAAGAGAAUGGGGACAAGGAGGAGAAGGAAGAGGUACGUCGAAUGGUACUUUUGCUGAUCGAGUCUGGCCACCUCUUCGAGUGUGCCAUGCUAUUGCUGCAGCAGCCGACUUCGCCGGUAGACUUUCGCUUCACGGCUCUGCGACUGGCCAACCGGCUCGUCGAUCUCGUCUACACCCACGCCAGACAGACGCGAAUCGUAGUCGAGUUGGUACGUCAACUCGAUCAGCCUGUCGUCAUGGCAACAGUCAAACCUGUUGAACCGGGCUGGUUUUGUGGGCUCGUGAUGGCGGGCAAAUCGGAUCUCGCCUCGACGCCCAACAGCCUGGUC
This is a messenger RNA of Protopolystoma xenopodis, 642 nucleotides long. The record is from the annotation of a GenBank genome assembly. NCBI's taxonomy places the organism in Eukaryota, Metazoa, Platyhelminthes, Monogenea, Polystomatidea, Polystomatidae.